Leptopilina heterotoma is the source of this 3269-nucleotide messenger RNA. It is a transcript of the gene Sidpn, whose product is annotated as transcription factor HES-1-like. NCBI's taxonomy places the organism in Eukaryota, Metazoa, Arthropoda, Insecta, Hymenoptera, Figitidae. Gene Ontology annotation, cellular component: nucleus. The transcript is spliced from 3 exons. The record is from RefSeq and is a predicted model, not a curated record. Gene Ontology annotation, molecular function: RNA polymerase II cis-regulatory region sequence-specific DNA binding; DNA-binding transcription factor activity, RNA polymerase II-specific; protein dimerization activity. Gene Ontology annotation, biological process: anterior/posterior pattern specification; regulation of neurogenesis; regulation of transcription by RNA polymerase II. Bases 1190 to 2539 code for a protein of 449 amino acids.
UCUCCCACACGUCAGCCGGCACACUGAAGAGCCAAUCGCACCCUCACACAGUCCGUCGACGUCGCUCUUCGUGUGAACAUCAUUCGUGCAUUUCGCACUUUUGCAAAAAAUACAACAAAAAAAAACAGUAUUUACCAAAACAAACUAUUUUCUUCUCAAUCAUCGUUUUUAUGGAUUUUCGUGUUUUGCCUGUUUUUAACCUCGGUUUCAAAACAAAAGAUUUAGAAAAAAGUUUUUUGAAAAAACUGGUGUGAAUAAAAAAGAAGAGAGAGAGAGAGGAAAUUUUUUUCUUCUUUCGAAAAGUGGAAUUAGGAAAAGUUUUUUUUUUAUUUACACACAUAUAUAUCUAUGGUGUAUAAGAGUGUGUGAAUCACGCGAGUAACAAGUUGUUAGGACACGUGUUGACUGGACUUGGAUAUCGUUUGUUUUGAAGGACAUCAUAUAUAUAAAUACAAUUCCGACGACUUUGGAUUUUACGUGUGUGUCACGUGUGUUUUGCUAGAAACGUUCUUCCCGCGUUCCCACGGUGAACAGUGCGAGUGCGACACUGACAAGUGGUCGAGCGAUUUCAAACCAUGUGGCGGCGCUCACUACAACUUGAUGGAGAGGGGUUGAAACUUUUGUAAACUUUCUUUUCAUCGGGAGAAUAAAUUUUUGGCAAAAUUUUUUUUAUUUUUUCCCCCACUUCAAUAAAGAGUGAAAAGAAUUUAUUCUUUUUUCGGGAAAAAGAAUUUUUUCAAAAACUUUUGGAAAAAAGAUUGAAAAAAGGUUGAAAAAAAGUGAAGGAAAAAGAGUUUUCUUCAUUCGGAGUGUAUCGGUGAAUUUUUUUUUGAUAAACUGUAAAUUAACAUUUUGUAGAGUUUUUUAAGGCGGAAUUUUAAAGUCUUGAGUUGAAAUUUAGUGAUUUACUGAGGAGAAAGAAGUGACAGAAGAGAAAGGAGUAAAAAAUGAAGUAGAAGAGGAAGAAAAAGAAGAAAAAAAAACAGUAGUAGAAAAAGAAGAAAGAAAAAGAGUAGAAAAAGAAGAAGCAGAAAAGAAAGAAAAAAGGAGUAGAGAAAGAAGAAGAAGAAGCAGAAAAGUGAGACUGAAAAAUUUGAAGGGCGCAUUUACGCAAUGAUAAGUGUCUCAGUAUUUGAAAUUCGACGGGUGAAGAGAACGACCUUAAAAAGGGCCGAGAGGUCCUGUUAAGAUGACUGCGCGUCUCCACUCGCUGAGGCACCAGGAGAAGAAAUCUACUAGCAACAGCCAGAGGCAGCAUCUUCAACAACAACAACAACAACAGCAUCAAGAAGUCACUGUUCCUGGACCCAGUCCAACGCCAAGUCCAAGCCCUAGUCCCAAACAUUCUGACGGAAGAAGAGCAAAUAAACCACUAAUGGAAAAGCGACGACGAGCGAGAAUCAACCAGUCUUUGGCGGCGCUAAAGGCCCUCAUUCUGGAUAGUGCUCGCCUAGAAAAUACAAAACACAGCAAAUUGGAAAAAGCUGAUAUUCUCGAAUUAACAGUUCGACAUUUACAGAGGCAACGCUCUCUGGCCCAGCCUGGAUUAUCCAGGUAUAAGGCUGGAUAUCAGGAUUGUUCACGUGAGGUGAGUCGUUAUUUGGAAGCACCCGACAUCAUAACCGGAAAUACAACGCCAAUGGAUCCGGCAGUGAAGCAAAGGCUACAGCGUCACUUGGACAGUUGCGUUUCGGAAUUGGAUUUGGAUUUGGGUUCAAGGCCCGACAGUGGUCUUGGCAGCAGUCCCGGAAGUGUGACAGAUCGAAUAACAGGCGUAACGAGUCCCGGUCCUUUGGAUCAUCACACACCCCAUUGCAGUACGGCACUAAAGCCAGCAGUAAUGAAAACGGAAAUUCCGGAAAUUGAGGCCGACAGACCCGACAGCAGUACAACGGCCGGCGACGAGAACAACAACAGCAGUAGGCCAACAUCCGCCUUCAGUCAGGUGAAUCCAACGAGUCUCGAUCCACAUCAGCAAAGCGAAAUUUCAGCCGAUCAAGCCUCAACAUCGCAGGACAAUGCCAACAUGCUGUCCGUGGUUCAAGUAAUACCAUCGAGGCUACCCGACGGUCAAGUCGUGUUCCUCCUGCCUAGUCACUACGUUCAAUUGGCAGCAGCCGCUGCGGCGAACGGCAUCAGCAUUGGACCGAAUCCACCGACUGCAAUUUGGGCCGCGACAAACAUGUCACUCCUCAAGACAACUGACAAGUUGAACAAAAGGCCACACGACGAUCUUCAAGACUGGUCGACGGACGGUGCGAAGCACAACAAGAAAACAUCAAAGCUGGAGCAACCGGAGCAACCACUCGACUUCACCACAUCGGGCAAGAAAUUGGCGAAAAUUCCCCGUAUUAAUAAUGUCGAUAAUGCUGGACAACAUCAUCAACAUCAAAUGCGAUCGGCAAUUAUCGAUAAUACAAUUAUUAAUGAGGUCAGACCUUCUAGUCAUGCGAGUAGUGAGACUGGACGAAUGGAUUUAUUACCGCCUGUUAGUCAACAGACUGUCAAGGAUGAGGAAGGCAUGUGGCGACCUUGGUAAAUCCGAAUUUGUACAAAAAAUAAUGUUUUGCGCGCGAUUUUCAAGUAAUGGCAAAGUUGUUCAGUUCACAGUUUUUCUAAGGAUAUAUUAUCACAUCGAGACAACAAUUUUCCUACGCUUUUUUCUCAAUUUGAGAUCCUUAGGAAAAGAGUGUCAAAAUGAUGCUCAGCAACAAUUUCAAAUCCUUAGAAAAACUGUGAAUUAUUAUUAAAGACACGAUGUCAACUUUGAUGUAUAGAACAAGAAACAAUAGACGGUGGUGUUAACAUUAAAGUUAUAUUGUUGUUUCAAAUAAAGGACAUCUAAAUAACGUCUUAUCUUAUUUAAACGAUAUAUAAGAAGUUAUAUCUGAUAGUAAUCGUUUUGCAAAUUCGAUAUCUAGCGAGGAAAAAUUUUUUAUGAAAUUAUAAUCAACAGACAUGUGUUACGAUUUUUGUUUAACUUUUGGGUGAUUUUGCAACUAGUUCUGCACCAGUUGUUCUUUAUUCUUUAAGUAUUUCUUGCUUACCUUCAGGUAUUCUUUAAUAUUCUUUAGCUUUACGCACUUUUUGAUUAUUUAAAUAUUAAAUUAUCUUCGAGAGUUCUUCGAUUAUUUUCGAAGAUUACAGGACAAAAAAUCCAAAUUAAUAAAUCCAGACCCGAAAGUCCAAGAAAAAAAGCCCAAAGUACAAAAAAUCUAAAAUAAAAAUGUCCAAAGUCAAAAAAUCAAAAAUAAAUAAAAUCGUCCAAA